GUUUCUUUAUGCCUAUUUUAUUUAACCUAAUGUUUAUAUAUUUAUACUUUAGGCAUGUACGCUGUGAGCGCUUGAAAACCGACGUCGAAAAUGUCUGGUUUUUACAUUUAAUUUCGGCCAAUGAAGUUAUUCGGAUUUUGAUUCUCUGCUAUCUGCACUCGAUUGCUUUCGCCUGGAGUGGAUCACAGAGCCGUGGCUGCCGCUGAUGCAACCUGCUGUCAGGUCCACUCAGCCGGCUGUUUCUCUCCUCCGAAACUCAUUUUAAGAGUACCAGUUCACAGCUUCUUGUCACAAAGCCCGGCAUCAUGGCAGGUCAGCUCAGUCCGGAGGAGAAGUUCAACCUCAUCACCAGGAACCUGCAGGAGGUCCUCGGUGAGGAGAAGGUGAAGCAGGUUCUCCAGGAGAGGGAGCUGAAGGUUUACUGGGGCACGGCGACCACUGGCAAGCCGCACGUGGCUUACUUUGUCCCGAUGUCGAAGAUAGCAGAUUUCCUGAGGGCCGGCUGCGAGGUCACGAUCCUGUUCGCAGACUUGCAUGCCUACCUUGACAACAUGAAGGCUCCCUGGGAGCUGCUGGAGCUCCGGGUGAAGUACUACGAGCAGGUGAUCAAGGCCAUGCUGGAGAGCAUCGGCGUCCCUCUGGAGAAGCUGCGCUUCAUCAAAGGCACCGAUUUCCAGCUGAGCCGAGAGUACACCCUGGAUGUGUACCGCCUGUCCUCCAUGGUGACCGAGCACGACGCCAAGAAGGCUGGAGCUGAAGUGGUGAAGCAGGUGGAGCAUCCUCUGCUGAGUGGGCUUCUCUAUCCCGGACUACAGGCUUUAGACGAGGAGUACCUGAAAGUUGACGCCCAGUUCGGAGGAGUUGACCAGAGGAAGAUCUUCACUCUGGCCGAGAAGUACCUUCCCUCUCUUGGUUACGCUAAACGAUCACAUCUGAUGAACCCAAUGGUUCCAGGACUGACGGGGGCUAAAAUGAGCUCCUCAGAGGAAGAGUCAAAGAUCGACCUGCUGGACUCCAAAGAAGACGUGAAGAAGAAGCUGAAGAAGGCUUUCUGCGAGCCGGGAAACACCGACAACAACGGCGUUCUCUCUUUUGUUAAAUACGUCCUCUUUCCUCUACAAGGAGAGUUCUCCAUCAAGCGGGAUCCAAAAUGGGGCGGAGACAAAGUUUACACGGACUUUAAAGAGGUGGAGGACGACUUUAGAGGAGAGAUGAUCCAUCCCGGAGACUUGAAGGCCUCGGUGGAAGUCGCCCUGAAUCAGCUCCUGGAGCCAAUCAGGAAGAAGUUUCAGUCUCCAGAGCUCCGCAAGCUCACCAACGCUGCUUAUCCCGAUCCGUCCAAGACAAAAGCAGGAGGAAAAGGCGCUAAGACGGCCGGAGGCGGCGGAGGGGACGAUGACGAGCUGGCGCCCUCCAGACUGGACAUCAGGGUGGGGAAAAUCGUCAGCGUGGAGAAGCAUCCGGACGCCGACUCGCUGUACCUGGAGAAGAUCGACGUCGGGGAGCCGGAGCCCAGGACUGUGGUGAGCGGGCUGGUGGCCUACGUUUCCCAGGAGGACCUGCAGGACAGAGCCGUGUUGGUGCUGUGCAACCUGAAGCCGCAGAAGAUGCGAGGGAUCGAGUCUCAAGCCAUGCUGCUGUGCGCCUCCAUAGAAGGCGAGCCCAGGAGGGUGGAGCCUCUCGACCCUCCAGAGGGUUCUUCGCCAGGGGAACGGGUCUUUGUGGAGGGCUACGAGUCGGGGAAAGCGGAUGAAAAAUUGAACCCAAAGAAGAAGGUGUGGGAGAAACUGCAGGCGGACCUGAAGAUCUCAGACGAGUGUGUGGCUCAGUGGAAAGACAGGAAGCUGCUGACCAAACUGGGACAGAUCACGUGUAAGACGCUAAAAGGAGGCAACAUCAGCUAAAUACUCACAUGGACUCCCGUCGAUCGUCAAAGCUGCUCCACAAAUCUCCAUGGCAACACCACGAAGCUUCAUCUGGAUGUCUUUGGAAGGGUGAAGGGGUAUUUCUGGCUAAAUAGACCAACUGCUUUAUCUUGACUGAGGACAAAGUAUGAAGUCAUUUGCUAUGACUAACUAAUUAAUCAAAGUUUGUUACUUACACACUUAAUGUAUUUGUACAACAAAUAUUUGACUGAGUGGAGGUAUGGGACAGUGAUCAGUUUGCUCCUUUCUAGAUCUAAGUAAUGAUAUCUCAGGUUUUUGAAGGGGAACUCAACGUUUUGGUAUUUUUCUGGGUUAAAAGUGUCAAGACAGAGGUCAGUCUGCCAAAUCUGAUUAAAAGGGAUCCUUUCAAACUUUCUAUACACCUCAUGUAUGUAAAAUCCAUAUGCCUCUAGAUGGAAGACGGUUGUACACAGAAAUCCAUGUCUGAUUAUCUGAUUGUCUGAUUAAUGCAUCAUCUGUAAAAUGAAAUAAACACUGGCAGAAUCAGAGAUCUGCUGGCAAUAACUGUUUUAA
Messenger RNA from Poecilia latipinna (sailfin molly), 2459 nucleotides. RefSeq names its product tyrosyl-tRNA synthetase 1 (gene yars1). NCBI's taxonomy places the organism in Eukaryota, Metazoa, Chordata, Actinopteri, Cyprinodontiformes, Poeciliidae. The record is from RefSeq and is a predicted model, not a curated record. The transcript has 14 exons. Gene Ontology annotation, molecular function: tRNA binding; tyrosine-tRNA ligase activity; ATP binding. Gene Ontology annotation, biological process: tyrosyl-tRNA aminoacylation. The coding region runs from base 306 to 1904 and encodes 532 amino acids.